Molecule: messenger RNA, 1961 nt
Organism: Peromyscus leucopus (white-footed mouse)
Lineage: Eukaryota; Metazoa; Chordata; Mammalia; Rodentia; Cricetidae
Product: polyhomeotic-like protein 2
Cellular component (GO): PRC1 complex; nucleus
Molecular function (GO): protein binding; zinc ion binding
Source: RefSeq, a predicted model, not a curated record
AUGUAUUUUCAUCAUAGCCUAUUAACUAUUGACAUGGCUGAGAAUAUAGAAAGCUGCUAUGUAAAUAAUGCAGAGCGUAAAGGAGCAUGCUACCUAAUCGAAUCAGUACUGCUGCGGCGGAGGCGGCCCGGGAGCCGGCCCGGACGCGCCGCAUUGUCUCCGCGGCGUCGCAGCCCUCGAGCGCUCGCCGCAACCCGGUCGCCACUCGCCCGCCCGCCCGGCCCCGCGCCCCGCGCCCUUUGUCCAGGCCGCCGGGCCCUGCGGUCGGAUGCGCCGCGGCAGCCCCGGGCCCCGGCUCGGAGGCUCCCGGCGCAGAGGACGCGGCCCGCCCGGGCCCCCGCUCCAGGCGGCGCCGGGCCGAGAGGCUGCGUAGGCCCCGCCCGGUCAGGCCCGGCCGGGCCCCGGACAGAGACAGGGCAGGGCAUUGUUCAUGCACUGACCGACCUCAGCAGCCCCGGCAUGACCUCAGGGAACGGAAACUCUGCCUCCAGCAUCGCCGGCACUGCCCCCCAGAAUGGGGGACGCUCGUCCCUGCUGGUGGGGAAUCUCAAGAAGAAGUAUGCACAGGGGUUCUUGCCUGAGAAGCUUCCACAGCAGGACCACACCACCACCACUGACUCAGAGAUGGAGGAGCCCUACCUGCAAGAAUCCAAAGAGGAAGGUACCCCCCUCAAACUCAAGUGUGAGCUCUGUGGACGGGUGGACUUUGCCUACAAGUUCAAGCGUUCCAAGCGCUUCUGUUCCAUGGCUUGUGCAAAGAGGUAUAACGUGGGAUGCACCAAACGAGUGGGGCUCUUUCACUCAGACCGGAGCAAGCUGCAGAAGGCAGGGACCACAACUCACAACCGCCGACGGGCCAGCAAGGCUAGUCUGCCCACACUUACUAAGGACACCAAGAAGCAGCCCUCAGGCACUGUACCUCUUUCAGUUACUGCUGCCUUGCAGCUGACACACAGCCAGGAAGACUCCAGCCGGUGCUCAGAUAACUCAAGCUAUGAGGAACCCUUGUCGCCCAUCUCAGCCAGCUCCUCCACCUCCCGACGGCGACAAGGCCAGAGGGAUCUAGAGCUCCCUGACAUGCACAUGCGGGACCUGGUGGGCAUGGGACACCACUUCCUACCAAGUGAGCCCACAAAGUGGAACGUAGAAGAUGUCUAUGAAUUCAUCCGCUCUCUGCCAGGGUGCCAGGAGAUCGCAGAGGAGUUCCGUGCCCAGGAGAUUGACGGACAAGCCCUGCUGCUGCUCAAGGAGGACCACCUGAUGAGUGCCAUGAACAUCAAGCUGGGGCCUGCCCUCAAGAUCUAUGCACGCAUCAGCAUGCUCAAGGACUCCUAGAGUCUCUGCCGCCCGCCCGCCGCCGCCUGUGCACCACCGGGCAGCCAGGGUUCCAGCCCCAGGUGGGCGCCGCCUCCUGAUGGAGCAGAGCCACACAGACAUUCCUGAGGCGCCCGAGAUAGGGCCAGUUGUAGGGAAGGGGCUCUCCCUAGGGGUGCAGCUGUGAGGAGGUCUGCGUGCCUCUUCAGUGGCUCUCAGGGGCCAUUUCUGUGGGAAGGGGAGAGAGGUAGGUGGUACAGAAGACGGGGCUUUGCGCCUGUAAAUACUUAUAGCACUGGCUUCCUCCAAAGUCCCAAUGUUCUAGCCCCCCUCUAAUCCUUUCUCUGUCCCCCGUUUCCAGGGGGUUUAUGGUCAGGGCUCCCCAACCUGAGUUGGGUUACUUCCAAGGGCAGCCAGCAGGCCUGGACAGAGGUCUUGAAAGCCCUUGCCUUCUCUCCCCUCCCCUUCUUUCUCCAGGCCAGGUUAACCUUCCGUUGGCAGCUUCUCCCCCUUCAGCCUGUUUCCAUAGCAUCCAGGGGUUCUACCCCUGUACCCUCUGCAGGUGGAGAGAGAGAAGCUGGGCCCAGUGUGGCCAUGCCUGCUGGCACAGACGCCUUAACGCUGUGUGUAUGACUGUGUGACUGGAG